UUGCUAGCGAAAUGAGGUCGACUCCACAGACUCUAAGAAUCCGGGUUUUCCCUUCAUCUCGAAAUCUUAGUGCACGGUCCCUGACCCCCACCAAGGAACGACUUAUCCCGGCUGCUGUGAAAUUGCGUUGCAAUAUCGUUCCCACGGCUACCCAAAUUCGUCGCAAUUUUACUCCAGAAAAUUCCAGAUGACUGGGGGAUUCGCGAAUCCGAGGUAGAUACCGAAAACGUGGUAGUUCGUCUGUUUCGAGCAUCGCUCCGAUCCCGCAGGGCGCUCUGAUCUGAUUUUCUUUUUGCCAAUCGCAUGCUGGUAAUAACUGGCGUUUUAUCGCAACGCAUCAAUACCGGUCAGGCCUUGGUAUGACCCUUCAACAAGCAUGCUAUGCAACGGCAAAAGGCUCCAUUGCCGGGCGGCGGAUCUGCUGGCCAUGAGACGGGUUGGGCCACGCAGCAUUUCUGCACGUUCGCCUCCCCGCCUCCCGACUGUGCUCUUCUUCUCUCGAAGGGAAAAAAAAUAUGGGCCCCCGUCAGCGGUUGCUGCGCCUCGAGUCUUGUUUUUGUGUCAGCUUACGACCCCGCAUAUCGCGGAGCGUGCGACCGUAUGCCUGGUCUACUAGGAAAGGGACGAAAUCAAAUGUAUACGUAAAAACGGGCUGCUUUAUGUGUCAGCCCUUGUUAAUCUUGUCUUUUUUU
This is a messenger RNA of Bipolaris maydis ATCC 48331, 692 nucleotides long. The record is from RefSeq and is a predicted model, not a curated record. Lineage: Eukaryota; Fungi; Ascomycota; Dothideomycetes; Pleosporales; Pleosporaceae.